CUCCAUGUUUGUCGAAGAACGAGUUCGUAAAUCUUGCCCCAAGCGUACUCUUCGGUUCUGAUUUGGCGUUUGAAAGUGUUCGCUUGCGCUUCGAAGCGUUUGUGUUUUCCAUACUGUCUUUGGAGAAGCUGCUUUGGUCUUUGGCGUCGGCGCGCGCGCGUCACUCCAACGUCCCGCAGUGGACGCGUAACAGUUAAAAAAAAAAAAAAAAAACGCGCAGCCCACACUUGUCUCGGAUGGCCGCUCACGGCCCCAUUCCGUCCCCCGGCCGGCUGCCGGUUCCUCGGUGAGUUGCGCCCUCUUUUCGUAUGAACGAGAGGACAGCGGCGAGGGGUCGCGGCCAGGAACAGCAGCUGAGCCGGCCGGGCGUCAGGAUGAGGAUGCCCCGAGGAGGACGCCUGUUUCUGGCGACGUGCCUGGGCUCUCUCGCGGUCCUGGUGCUUUACUACCAGAGUAUCGGCAAGCCCGAACCCAGUGUUGGGACAGGCAGCAGACCAGAGAAAAGCAGGAGAAGUCCACUGCAGACACUCUAUAGUGGAGACCAGCAGCUGCAGCUGUUGGCUGAUCAGAAGUCACUUCAAGGUCGCAGGGAGCUGCUGGAGCAGGCUUGUUUGAGUCACACAAAGAAGCGGCGGGUGCUUUCUCCAGAGGAUCUCAAACACCUCAUUGUGGACGACAAACACAGCCUCAUUUACUGCUACGUACCCAAGGUCGCCUGCACCAAUUGGAAGCGGGUCAUCAUGGUCCUCACCAGCGACGGCCGCUACACCGAACCCCUCGCCAUCCCCGCCAAUGAGGCCCACGUAGCGGGCAACCUGCGCACACUGUCCGAGUUCUCGGUCCCCCAGAUCAACCGCCGCCUCCGCAGCUACCUCAAGUUUGUCUUCGUGAGGGAGCCUUUCGAGCGCCUGGUGUCGGCCUACCGCAACAAAUUCACACUCAGCUACAACACAGCUUUCCACAAACGCUACGGAACCAAGAUCAUCCGCCGGCACCGGACUCAGCCCGACCCGGAGGCUCUGAAGAAAGGGAACGACGUGACUUUCCAGGAGUUUGUCCAGUAUCUCGUAGACCCUCGCACCCAACGUGAGGAGCCUUUCAAUGAGCACUGGGAGAGCGUCCAGUCCCUCUGCCAUCCGUGUCUGAUCCACUACGACGUGGUGGGCAAGUAUGAGACGCUGGAGCCUGAUGCCCACGCUGUGCUCUCGUUGGCGGGCGUGGAGGACAUGCUUCAGUUCCCGACGUCCGGUAAAAGCACCAGGACAGACGGCAACAUGGCGGCACGCUACUUUAAGCACAUUAGUCCCUUUUACCAGAAGAGACUGUUCAACCUCUAUCGUAUGGACUUCCUGCUAUUCAACUACUCGACACCAGAGUAUCUGAGAACUUGAUGAGAGGGGCUUGAGUUUAUGAUUCAGACUCAAUUGCUUCAUGAUGGUGAAUUUGCACUUUUUCGUCACUGUGGACUGAGAAGUUUCCUCCUCCUUGCUGUACGAUGAGCCUCAGAUGCAGAGGACUUCUUAAUUUUCUGGUUAAAUUUACUUUGUACUAGGGCUGGGCGAUAUGGCCUUGAAAUAGUAACAUCCCCCCCGAAAAAAAUUUAUUUCCAAUUUUGAUCCCCCCCCCACCCCCCUUCUAUAAAAAGCAAAUUACAAAUGACAUUCAAAACUUGGAGAAAGUGGCCUUUUAAACACAAUCCUGAAUACAUUUGAAUACAACAUUCAAACUGUUCAACAAUGUAACAUCAAAUUAACAAAAAAUAAUCCCUCUGAGAUUAAUAUAUAACAAAACUGUCACUGAACAUGUCACGAAUAAAAGGUGCUGCUUUCAAACAAAAUGAACCUUAAAUUUUGACAAGGAAAAUAAGUCUGUCUACAACAUGAGUAACUGUUACAAUGUCACCUCAACACUAAAAACCUCUCUGAUGGGAUACUUGGAGAUAGAGAGCUAUUUCGAGCCUGUAUUAUUCAGCCGUGAGAAGUUUAUUUCGUGUUGCUGUAAUGUUUGGGGAACAUCCGGUUGUUCUUAUUGUGAAGUCACACCACCGGAAGUACCGUAGUUGGGUAAAAAGUGAUACACUGUAACUUGAUUGGAAUAGACCCCAGUGAAGUGUGUGAUGCAUUUAGAUAAACUGUAGCACAGAUUGUAUGUAGUACAAUCACAACAGCUGCUACCAAGUGAAGUGGAUCAGUGUAAAGAUAAAUAAACAGGCACCGUGUCUUUUUUAAUAUUCGGCGCAAAUGAAUAGCGGGCUUUCAAUGUGAAAUCAUUCUAAUAAACUGUCUUGUUUUUUAGUGAGGGUUUUCCCCUCCGUGCUAUACGCUUUGGUUUCAACAAUCUUUAAGCAAACUGUUUGUUUGUUUGUUGUAAUUCAAAAUGACUGAAAAAAAAAAAAAAAGAUGAUGCCUUUUUCGGAAACUAGUUCCUCUGUUUGCGUCAUAUCUUCGGUGAAAAUAGUGUGCGCCAGUGGGCUACGAAAUUCCAAGGGGAAUUUUUGUUUUUGGGGGGGGGGGUGGGCUAGACGAUGCAACCCCCAAAGAGAACGACAUCGACUAAAUCGAUGAAUCACCCAGCCCUACUUUGUAGAUGAGGCUGCAUCACUUUUUCGCAUGGCUCAAGCUGAGGGCCGAUGAGUGAAGCCUUAUUUUUGAGGAGCAGGUUCUCCUACCACAUGGAGGUACUGACUGUGAACAUGGGCAUUUAUUCCAAAGCACCUCUGAUAUCAGGAAAAACCCUAAAUUAUACAUGUCGGUGCAUUAGGUAUUUAUUGUUGUACAGAUACUAGUGCAGUCUUAUUGGCUAGGGGAUGGGAAAUAUGCAAUCUGAUAGCAUUGCGAUAUCACGUUACAGGUGUUAUGUGAUAAGGUCACUGGAUGAAAACAGUCUAUGAUAUAUCACAAUAUCUAUGUAAUUGAAGGAGGGAAAGGUAAUAGAAAUGUCUUUAAUUUUAAGAAAUUGCAUUUGGCAUGUGCAUAUUUACCUAUUAAUCAACCAAUUUUGCUAGUUGUGUGGAACUGUUGAUUAAUCGCGAAUUGCCACCAGCAGAAGCACUCUUGAUUCGUUCUCUACAAUUUUACCAGUAUAAAGAACAACAUGAAGUUGAGCUACUCCUCCAGGUAAUAUUAAUUCUGAUCAAUAUGACGCUGCCAACGUAACACGAGCUCAGAACAUUCUGAGAUUCUCCUAUCCCGUUUAAAAAAAAAAAAAAAAGUCACACACAGUGGCACUGUACAUACUAGGACAUCAGAUAGCGUCGAUACUAGUGUACCCUGAGAGACGACUGCAAUAUCGAUUUUUUUUUUUUGUCCCACCCCUACCAUCAAUAGACUUUGGGUGCAGAGUUUGGGUGAGAAUGGUUUUCUUACAAAGAGCCAGUUACUUGGUUUUUGCACAUGAACUGAUGCCAAAUAAAAAUCCCAACUUUAUUUGUUUAGAACGCA
This is a messenger RNA of Phyllopteryx taeniolatus (common seadragon), 3440 nucleotides long. RefSeq names its product carbohydrate sulfotransferase 11-like. Bases 309 to 1391 code for a protein of 360 amino acids. The record is from RefSeq and is a predicted model, not a curated record. Gene Ontology annotation, biological process: carbohydrate biosynthetic process; proteoglycan biosynthetic process. NCBI's taxonomy places the organism in Eukaryota, Metazoa, Chordata, Actinopteri, Syngnathiformes, Syngnathidae. Gene Ontology annotation, cellular component: membrane. The transcript has 4 exons. Gene Ontology annotation, molecular function: sulfotransferase activity.